Coregonus sp. 'balchen' is the source of this 12797-nucleotide messenger RNA. NCBI's taxonomy places the organism in Eukaryota, Metazoa, Chordata, Actinopteri, Salmoniformes, Salmonidae. The record is from the annotation of a GenBank genome assembly.
AUGCUUCUGAUGCCCAUGUCUCUGUGUCUGUCCCUGUCAGUGCUGGAGGCCCGGGUGCAGCUGGAGCCCAGAACCAUCACGGUGCUGCGAGGUGACCCGGCCCGGCUGAUCUGCAGCACGGCUGAGCCCUGGCAGGUGAUGGUGUGGAUCCUCAACGGUGGCUCUGUGUUGACCAUCUCUGCCCAGUAUGGUAUUCUCUCAAACAACCCCAAUGUGACUGCCGUGAACCACCGCUCCACCAAUCAAGUCUCCAGCUGGGAAUUUGUCCUCAAGAGAGUCCAGCGCAGCUACCAGGGACAGGUGACCUGUGACCUCCAAAACAUCCAGAGGCAAACUGCUGAUCUGUUUGUUCAAGGUUUGUAUGCUUUUCUCAUUUGGCUGUCGUUGAGGUGACUGUCUACUGGCAGGCUGACAGUAUUCAGUAUGGCAGAUAAACAAAGGAGCCACAGUUACAGUACUGCACAAGAUUUUCAAGCGAUGAUUUCAAAGGCCAGCUGUGAAGUGGGAUUUUCGUUUCUUAUGGAUUCUCUCUCUCUCUCCUUGUCUCUCACACAUGUUCACACACUCACGUGUACAUGCGCAUACACACACAAAGAAAACAAAACAGGUGGAACCCCUUUUGAAAACAAUGGCAGAAUGAAAGAAGACAGAAAGGAUUAAAUUAACCUUGACUAGGAGAAGAAAAGCAGAAUAAACAAAAAGUUGAACCUCAUCCAUGAUGAUGCCACCCACACACUCCCUGACACUAGAGACAAAAACUCGAUGUUUUCCUAAGCCAUAUUGGCUUGUUGUUUUAAUUUAAAGCCUUUGUUUAAAUUUGUUUGGGGUUUCAUGCAUGCAGCAGAUUUUCUCAAGUUUUUCUCAAAGCAGCUGAUUUAGUUGUUGGGCAUUGAUCCAGGUGUAUAUCAAAGAGGAGGACUGCUGCAGUGGCUGUUUUGAUGGGCUGUAUGACAUUGUUGAUGCCAGGGUUGGAGGGUGUGGGAUGGGAAUCGAUUGGGCCAGUUAUAAAUACAGGGUGGAGGACACUCUCCUGAGCACCAGUCAUACACCAGCCGGGAUUUAGAGUCUGUCAUCCCUCACCUAAUACGCCCUCCCUAUAUCCCUCUAUUUCUCUAUUGCUCUAUCCUUAUUUUUGCCUGUUUCCUUCUAUCCCUGUUUCCCUUUUCCCCCUCUAUCUCUCUUUCCAUAUCUUCCUCUAUCCCUGGAUGCCGAUUAAGGCAGCCCCCCCCCUCCCCCCGCACCUAUCUGAUUCAGAGGGGUUGGGUUAAAUGUGGAAGACACAUUUCGGUUGAAUGCAUUCAUUUGUGUAACUGACUUUCCCUUUCCCCCGCUAUCCCUCUGUCCCUGUUUCCCUCUAUCCCUCUGUCCCUGUUUCCCUCGGCUCGGUUUCCCUCUAUCCCUCUGACCCUGUUUCCCUCUGUCCCUGUUUCCCUCUAUCCCUCUGGCCCUGUUUCCCUCUAUCCAUCUGUCCCUGUUUCCCUCGGUCCCUGUUUCCCUCUAUCCCUCUGUCUCUGUUUCCCUCUGACCCUGUUUCCCUCUAUCCCUCUUCCCCUGUUUCCCUCUAUCCCUCUACCAUGUUUCCAUCUGUUCCUGUUUCCCUCUAUCCCUCUGUCCAUGUUUCCCUCUAUCCCUCUGUCCCUGUUUCCCUCUAUCCCUCAUCCCUGUUUCCCUCGGUCCCUGUUUCCCUCUAUCCCUCUUUCCCUGUUUCCCUCGGUUCCUGUUUCCCUCUUUCCCUCUGUCCCUCUUUCCCUCUGGCCCUGUAUCCCUCUAUCCCUCAGUGCCUGUUCCCCUCUAUCCCUCUAUCCCUCUGUCUCUGUUUCCCUCUAUCCCUCUGUCUGUUUCCCUCUAUCCCUCUAUCCCUGUUUCCCUCUAUCCCUCUGUCCCUGUUUCCCUCUAUCCCUCUAUCCCUGUUUCCCUCGAUCCCUCUGUUCCUGUUUCCCUCUAUCCCUCUGGGUCUGUUUCCCUCUGUCCCUGUUUCCCUCUAUCCAUCUGUCCCUGUUUCCCUCGGUACCUGUUUCCCUCUAUCCCUCCUUCCCUGUUUCCCUCUAUCCCUCUGUUCCUGUUUCCCUCUAUCCCUCUGUCCCUGUUUCCCUCUAUCCCUAUUUUCUCCUGUUUCCCUAUUUUUCUGUUUCCCUCUAUCCCUCUGUCCAUGUUUCCCUCUAUCCCUCUGGCCCUGUUUCCCUCUAUCCCGCUGUCCCUGUUUCCCUCGAUCCCUCUGUCCCUGUUUCCCUCUAUCCCUCUGUCCCUGUUUCCCUCUAUCCCUCUGGGUCUGUUUCCCUCUAUCCCUCUGGGUCUGUUUCCCUCUGUCCCUGUUUCCCUCUAUCCCUCUGUCCCUGUUUCCCUCUAUCCCUCUGUCCCUGUUUCCCUCUAUCCCUCUGUUCCUGUUUCCCUCUAUCCCUCUGUCCCUGUUUCCCUCUAUUCAUUUAUCCCUGCAUCCAUCCUUUUGCUCCAUUGGGAGGAUUUAAACCACUGUCAACUUCCAAGUUAUAAGGCUGGUGUUUCACAUAAUGGAUUUCCUAGUCAGGCAUGGUUUACAAAGUAUCACUGUCUGUGCUUUGAACUAUUGGUUAUCUUGUUCAGAUUUACUCUGUUUAUAUAUUUGGAGCAAGUUCAUGAAUGACUGAAAAUACUCUUCAUUAACUUUUAUUUGGAUCUUGAGGACAUUACUGUUUUCCUUUUUGUUAUUCAAUUUCUUAUUGUUGAUGCAGUGCUUUGCCCCACUGUAACCACAGUGCAUUUCUCUGAUUUCAAGUAUGCAGAUAGACUCUGUUCCCCAGGGGUGAAGGUGUGGAGAGAUUCAGUGGCACAAAUAUUGAAUAGUGUUCAAACGUCAGGGCAGGAUAAGAAUCAGAGCUCCUCCGCAGUUUUUACUGAAAUCGUUAUCUCUCCAAGCCAAAAGUAUCCCAGUGAAUCAUCUCAGAGAGUUUGCUGGGGAUGCCCUGCAUGGCAAAGAAAUACCACAGAGAAUACUCAACUAGAAAUUAAGAAAGAUGAAGAAUGAUUACAACCCAUACUCUGGGCCAGAAUUCACCAAAACUGAUAAGCUGUCAUUGACAGUAGCAAUGCUAGGAGGUGUUGCUGAUAUCUCCUCUACAUUUUUCAUAUCAUCCUAUUAUAAACUCCACUCAUAUUGGAAAGUUGGACCAAAGACAAAUGGGUUGUAAACAAGACAAACUGAGAAAUUAAUCAUUCAUUUUGCGAUAAAAACAUAAAUAUUGUAUUAAUGAUGCUUACUCUGGAACGUUUUAGCAUGUUAGCGGAGAACGACAGGGUGUUGUCCAGGGUCACGCCAAGGUUAUUUGCACUCUGGGAGGAGGACACAAUGGAGUUGUCAACCGUGAUGGCGAGAUCAUGGAGCGGGCAGUCCUUCCCCGGGAGGAAGAGCAGCUUUGUCUUGCCGAGGUUCAGCUUGAGGUGGUGAUCCGACAUCCACACUGAUAUGUCAGCCAGACAUGCAGAGAUGUGAUUCGCCACCUGGUUAUCAGAAGGGGGAAAGGAGAAGAUUAAUUGUGUGUCAUCUGCAUAGCAAUGAUAGGAGAGACCAUGUGAGGAUAUAACAGAGCCAAGUGACUUGGUGUAUAGAGAGAAUAGGAGAGGGCCUAAAACUGAGCCCUGGGGGACACCAGUGGUGAGAGCAUGUGGUGCAGAGACAAAAUUCUCGCCACGCCACCUGGUAGGAGCGAUCUGUCAGGUAGGACGCAAUCCAAGAGUGAGCAGCGCCGGAGAUGCCCAACUCGGAGAGGGUGGAGAGGAGGAUCUGAUGGUUCACAGUAUCAAAGGCAGCAGAUAGGUCUAGAAGGAUAAGAGCAGAGGAGAGAGAGUUAGCUUUAGCAGUGCGGAGAGCCUCCGUGACACAGAGAAGAGCAGUCUCAGUUGAAUGACCAGUCUUGAAACCUGACUGGCUUGGAUCAAGAAGGUCAUUCUGAGAGAGAUAGCAGGAGGGUUGGCUAGAGACGGCACGCUCAAGAGUUUUGGAGAGAAAAGAAAGAAGGGAUUCUGGUCUGUAGUUGUUGACAUCGGAGGUAUCGAGUGUAGGUUUUUUGAGGAGGGGUGCAACUCUCGCUCUCUUGAAGACGGAAGGGAUGAGUUGAUGAGUGAGGUGAGGUAAGGGAGAAGGUCUCCGGAAAUGGUCUGGAGAAGAGAGGAGGGGAUAGGGUCAAGUGGACAGAUUGUUUGGCGGCUGGAGGGCUUGAUCCACCAUGAUUUGCAUGGUGGAUCAAGCCCUCCAGUGUAGAUGCAGAGGAUCUCAGAGCCUUUCAAUUAAUGGUGAUCUAGGCGUUUUCCAGUUCACCGUCAGCAACUCUGCUGGUGAUUUGUCCAAAUAUACCAUUGGAGGAGAGCCACAAAUCUACACUAGAGACUGGCCCUCUUCUCUCCUCACCCCUUCGUUCUAAUUGUCCAAUAUGAAUGUGAUGCAAACACGCCGACACAGAACAUAUACACACAUACUGCUUGCAGACACACACACACACACACACACACACACACACACACACACACACACACACACACACACACAUGCAGACACACACACGUAGACACACUUCUUACAUUAAAAAAUAUAUAUGGCUGUAUGGGGUUGUUGAAUAUGAACAGAAAGUGCUGUAAGGGCUAAAGCAGAGGAAGAGGCCACUUUGAUUUAAAUCAGAGACGAGUGAGCGUGCCUUUGGUGAUUGGGCUGGAGAGGCCCAGCGUGCUGUUCAUCAGAAUAAAUUCCCAAACACAUACAGACACACACAGAUACACACACACACACACACUGACAAACACAUGCACAACUACUAGUGCUGUUGGAGACAUACAAUACUGCUCAUCCGAGCAGAAGGUGCCCAUACUUCUUCCAGAUUAAAGGCUGUCCCUCAGAGUGGCAAUUUCCUUGCCAAGGGCCCUGUUGAAAAAUCACAGGAAUUAAUAAGAGCUGUACUCCUCACCAGCAUCUUCUCAGGAAACAGUCACAAAGCCUGUCUUAGAUGGCUAGGCUUACUGUGAUUAAUGAACCUUAUGAAACCUUAUUUCAGAGAUCACUUAGACUGGAAUGAUGGGGGAGGAGCCUCACGUUGUAAGGGACUGACUAUCUUUCCUCAAAUGUAUCAAUCUUCCAUCCAUGAUUAGUUGCUGUAGUUUAUUAGUCCAUGGAAGAGAUACUGUUUCCUUCUUCUGAUCCUCACUACUUUAUUGCACUGCUGAGAUUUGAUAAGAGCUUUAAAUGACUUCCUUUUACAGCCUUUUCAAUGGGGAGACAGUGUAAUCAAAGUUAAAUAUCAACUUAUAUGACACCAAAUCAAAUAUCAAGACGCAGCCUAUGAGGAACGGGGGAGCCGUCAUUGUACAUUGAGGGCUUUGAUCCUGAAUCAACAUAGACAUGUAAUUUGGUUAGACAAAGCGACAAAGCUUCAGUAAUUAUCUGUCUAUCUAUAGCAAUUCUCUGCUGCACCCUCUGCCUUUCACUCUGCCAGACAAUAGACUUCACAGAAGAUAUCACCCAGUCUAAGUGGCUUAUUUGGCUGCCUGUGUAUGAGAUAUGGGAAAAGAGGCAUUCUCCCAUCAGCCUUUUGAGACCUCGAGGCACACGAUCAAUCAUUUAGGAAGAGUAAGAAGUCUCUAAAUGAGCAUGUCAAUUGCGAUCAGAGAAUCCCUAUCCGUCUCAGGAUACACUUGGCAUCCAUACAGUAUACACGCAUACGGCGUACUGCACACAGCGCCUUCCUCUAAUCCAUAAACACACAGUCAUGCAUGUGACCGAACCAGCUAAACACUACACACAAUCUUGCAAAAUAGCACAAUGGACUAGAAUGACCUGGCAAACUGUCAAAAAUACAUACAGUAUCCCAAAACUCUUUCUCUUUUCUUUCCAGAGAGGGGUAACGUGGCCAUCACAGAGGGGAACGUGACUGUGCUGAAGGGAGAAGAGGUCUUGUUCCAGUGCCUGGCUGUAGGCUGGUACCCAGAGCCCAGUCUGACUUGGCUGUUGAACAGCAGAGAGGUGGACCAGGGUCAGUACAACAUCAGCACUGAAGGGCCUGUUGAUGUGGAUGGGCUCUACAACCUGACCAGUGAUCUCAGCGUCCAGGCCAGCAGAGAGCUCUCAUGUCUCUGUUUCUGACCUCCCCACGCUCCAGGCCAGCAGUGUGCGUCUGACCGUGGGUGAGAAACACAAAAUCUCUCUCUCUCUCUCCCUCUACUCGGAGCUGGGAUUUGUAUAUGUGCUCAUAUUCAUCAGUGGAAGCAGACUGUGGGGGUUUGUUACUGUUGAUGAGAGGAAUGACAAGAAAGGCAUUGCAGGAUAGACACGGCUUUUAUCACCAUUGAAGUCAUCCUACAUAAAUAGAGUAUUGGGAGCUGCAGGAUUUGGUUCUCUCACUGUGUUAUGUUGCAUACUGAGUUUCCCAUCUGUGGUUUGGGUAAUCUUGAAAUAUAUUCAAUAGUGUUAACAAAAGACAAAACACUAUCCCUGCCACAAUCACAGCAAACCCUGAUAGUAGAUUUUGUCGAUUAAAAUAUUAAUUGAAUAAUAAAAAAUGUUGGCUUCUUUGGGACUAAACCUCCUAAAUUAACUUAUUUGUUUAGUUGCAGAGGUGCUGGUGGAGAAUGUAUGCGACGACUGCAUUGUUCUAAUCGCAGUAACAGCCUCAGUGUCCACCGUCCUCCUGCUCCUGCUACUGAGCAUCUGCAUUGUCCUCUGUUACAGACGGAGGAGAAGAGCAAGUAAGCACCUUUCUUUUCUUUUUGUACCGCUCAGUGAAAAAUGUCCAACCCCCCACCCUCACGGGAACAAUGAUUAAAGUAUAAUGAAGGAGUUAGGCGGUCACACGCAGUGAUUCUGCAAUGUGUCCCACGCCUGCAUCGGCAAGGGCAUGGGUUUUUGAACGUAUACAGAACUUCAGCUGUCAGCAGAAUGCUCUAGUGCUGGCUUUGGCUUGGCCUAACCCCCUACCUGUCCAUAAAACACAGGAGCACCACCAUGGAGAGACAGUUGUCCAGGAGAGACACACUGGACAUAGCACCUCCUGGUGGUCACUCUAUGAAAAUGCAGUUACUCUGUCACUAAGUAACACAGGUAGACAUACUUAAUUACAUUAGGCAGUAAUUAACCUAUCGUAUUCAGUUUAUUUUCCAUUUGCUACGUUGAAUAAUCUGAGAGUUAUGUCAAUCAUCAACACUCUUAUGAUCUGGUGUUACAUAUACCAAGACAGAUUCAUAAUGACUCUAAUUGGGGCCACAACCCACAAACAUGUCUCUGAAGUGACCCCAAAAAAUCUUCAACUUCCUACUCCUGGGAUUAAUGUCUUACUGGGUUACCAGCAGACAGUGAAUAGAAGGUUUUGUGAGUCUUUGGCGGCUUUCGGAGUAGAGACGGUUGGUGAGGAGUUUCUGGAGAGCCAUCUCAGAGGGGAUCGUUGUUGUGGGCGACGAGGCGGCCGUCUGGCUGUUUGUGUGUGAUAACAAAACCUGCCCCUGAGUCAUGCAUUAGACUGCUCUAAUCCCUGUGACUGAUUGCAGACCAGUGCAAAUCAGGGCCAUGAUUUGGGAGCUGUAGGAUUAUUUUAAUAAGGCAGGUGUGCCCUCCUUAGUACAUUUACAGUAUUCACCCAAUAGUCUGAUAUCUUUUUCACUGUCCUUGAUUUGGUCCAGUUCCUUUCCCUGCUUUCCUUACUAUAAAUCCCAGGCAGCAAAGCGUCAAAUCAAUAUAAUCAGGAUUUUUCACAUUUAACAAAAUGGCAUGGCUCCAAUUCAGUACUGCUCUCUGUGGGCUAAUCCAACACACUUAAGAGUAAUGUAUGCAUUGCAAUUAUUCGGAUAGAAUGGGGAUUAAAUAUAUUCACCUUAAUAAAGUUGGACAGUGUGGCAAUUUCUCCUCCUGUAAAUGAGUCUGGUUUAUCCUUCUCCUGGGCCGGCACCGUCUGUACCACCAUUGUUAUAGAAUAGUUUUGGCUCUGGCCAGGGCCUUGGGCUAAGAAAGGUAAUGAUGCUGUGUGAUAAGAUUCAUUAACAAUCAGCUCAGGCUUUCACUCUAACAUUUCUAAAGUGACCUCAGGCUUGAGUGAGUGUGUGCUUAGAAAAAAAUGUGCUUUCUAGAACCUUAAAGGGUUCUUCGGCUGUCCCCAUAGAAGAACCCUUUGAAGAACCCUUUUUGGUUGCAGGUAGAACCCUUUCUAAAUGGAACCCAAAAGGGUUCUACCUGAAACCAAAAAGGGUUUAACCUGGAACCAAAAAGGGUUAUCUUAUGGGGAGAGUGUAUUUUGGAGCUUCAGACACAAAGCAAACUAAAUGAUGCUAUGGUCUAUGCAACCAUAAGCAAGGUCAGGAUUACUGUAUUGGUCUAGAUUGAACAUUGAGACAGUGAAAAUCCUGUACGAUAGCCAUAAUAUAAAAUCACAUAAGAUCAUGACUGUUGUAAUUUUCUGUAUUUGGUUGUCUUUCAGAAUCAAGCCAACCGGAGACAAAAAGGUGAGAGUUUGAUGCUCUUAGUGCCGUUCUUUCUAACCUCUCAACCUGCUUGUUAAUGUGGGAUUAUACAAUGUUUGAAAAGGUACAGACCUUGGCGGUUUUUGUAUUGGCAAGAGCUGACGAAUGAAGAUCCAGGAUCAAGUGUAGCUACUUCAGAGGAUGUGACUAACCAUCCAUGAAACGAUUUAUGGGAAACAUUUGUGAGAGGGAACUAAUACAGCCUCAUCCUAUUGAUUCAAAAUUCCAUUAGUCCUUUACACAAGUUACUGCUGGGACUCGGCAUAAAUCUUAGUAAAUAAGUCUACCCAAAGGCAUGUAUUUAUAUGGCUCUGAGUCUGCCUUGUGUCUGAGAAAGAUACUGGGAUUUUAUAGUUAAUUAAAAUAAAGAAUUGAGAAUAAUAAUUUGGAACAUUAGAUGGUUAUUAGAUUAUAACAUCCACAUUAAGAUUGAAAUUCUAGUUUACAAAAUAAUUAUGUGAUUUCAACUUGAAUUUGUUAUUGUGUAUGUGUCGUAAUAUCCAUGUAUUUCUGUUUCAUUGACUGCAUUGAUUGCCAUGUGGAUAUCAGUAAAAACAAGUGAAAUUCAUGACAAUAUGUACAGUACAUUCAGGAGAAUCAAAUACAUUUGCAUAGGUAUGGAAUGGGCGACUUUUUAAAUCUCUCAGUCCUGGCCUGUGGAAUUGAAAGCAGGUGUAUACUGUGGGUGGAGCUUCCUAACACUUGUCCCCAGCAGGCAGGUAACCAGUCUCUGAAGGGGGACUUGAAGCAAAGUCCAAGCACAGUUUGUCUAUUCUCUCAUGAAGUGAGGGCAGUGAUAUUGACAUCAGAGCAUUGUUGUAUCCAGGAUAUGCUGUGCCAACGAUGAUUCUGCAAGCACAAUUCUGUAUGCUCUCGAGUUGUUCAGAGGGCUUGAGUCAAGGAGCUGUGCCAAGCUGGUGCGGCAUACUCUAGGCAGGGUCGAACAUAAAGAUGAAGUCGGAAGUUUACAUACACUUAGGUUGGAGUCAUUAAAACUUGUUUUUCAACCACUCCAUACAUUUCUUGUUAACAAACUAUAGUUUUGGCAAGUCGGUUAGAACGUCUACUUUGUGCAUGACACAAGUAAUUUUUCCAACAAUUGUUUACAGACAGAUUAUUUCACUUAUAAUUCACUGUAUCACAAUUCCAGUGGGUCAGAAGUUUACAUACACUAAAUUGACUGUGCCUUUAAACAGCUUGGAAAAUUCCAGAAAAUGAUGUCAUGGCUUUAGAAGCUUCUGAUAGGCUAAUUGACAUCAUUUGAGUCAAUUGGAGGUGUACCUGUGGAUGUAUUUCAAGGCCUACCAAACUCAGUGCCUCUUUGCUUGACAUCAUGGGAGCAUCAAAAGAAAUCAGCCGAGACCUCAGAAAAAGAAUUGUAGACCUCCACAAGUCUGGUUCAUCCUUGGGAGCAAUUUCCAAACGCCUGAAGGUACCACGUUCAUCUGUACAAACAAUAGUAUGCAGUAUUUACACCAUGGGACCACGCAGCCAUCAUACCGCUCAGGAAGGAGAAGCGUUCUGUCUCCUAGAGAUGAACGUACUUUGGUGCGAAAAGUGAAAAUCAAUCCCAGAACAACAGCAAAGGACCUUGUGAAGAUGCUGGAGGAAACAGCUACAAAAGUAUCUAUAUCCACAGUAAAGCAAGUCCUAUAUCGACAUAACCUGAAAGGCCACUCAGCAAGGAAGAAGCCACUGCUCCAAAACCGCCAUAAAAAAGCCUGACUACGGUUUGCAACUGCACAUGGGGACAAAGAUCGUACUCUUUUGAGAAAUGUCCUCUGGUCUGAUGAAACAAAAAUAGAACUGUUUCGCCAUAAUGACCAUCGUUAUGUUUGGAGGAAAAAGGGGAUGGCUUGCAAGCCGAAGAACACCAUCCCAACCGUGAAGCACGGGGGUGGCAGCAUCAUGCUGUGGGGGUGCUUUGCUGCAGGAGGGACUGGUGCACUUCACAAAAUAGAUGGCAUCAUGAGGAAGGAAAAUUAUGUGGAUAUAUUGAAGCAACAUCUCAAGACAUCAGUCAGGAUGUUAAAGCUUGGUCGCAAAUGGGUCUUCCAAAUGAACAAUGACCCCAAGCAUACAGUGGGGAAAAAAUGUAUUUAGUCAGCCACCAAUUGUGCAAGUUCUCCCACUUAAAAAGAUGAGAGAGGCCUGUAAUUUUCAUCAUAGGUACACGUCAACUAUGACAGACAAAUUGAGAGAAUUUCUGUGUAAAGGAAAUAAUGAAUGGGGCCAUGUAUCGUGAGAUUUUUUGUGAAAACCUCCUUCCAUCAGCAAGGGCAUUGAAGAUGAAACGUGGCUGGGUCUUUCAGCAUGACAAUGAUCCCAAACACACCGCCCGGGCAACGAAGGAGUGGCUUCGUAAGAAGCAUUUCAAGGUCCUGGAGUGGCCUAGCCAGUCUCCAGAUCUCAACCCCAUAGAAAAUCUUUGGAGGGAGUUGAAAGUCUGUGUUGCCCAGCGACAGCCCCAAAACAUCACUGCUCUAGAGGAGAUCUGCAUGAAGGAAUGGGCCAAAAUACCAGCAACAGUGUGUGAAAACCUUGUGAAGACUUACAGAAAACGUUUGACCUGUGUCAUUGCCAACAAAGGGUAUAUAACAAAGUAUUGAGAAACUUUUGUUAUUGACCAAAUACUUAUUUUCCACCAUAAUUUGCAAAUAAAUUCAUUAAAAAUCCUACAAUGUGAAUUUCUCAUUUUGUCUGUCAUAGUUGACGUGUACCUAUGAUGAAAAUUACAGGCCUCUCUCAUCUUUUUAAGUGGGAGAACUUGCACAAUUGGUGGCUGACUAAAUACUUUUUUUCCCCACCGUACUUCCAAAGUUGUGGCAAAAUGGCUUAAGGACAACAAAGUCAAGGUACUGGAGUGGCCAUCACAAAGCCCUGACCUCAAGCCUAUAGAAAAUAUUUGGGCAGAACUGAAAAAGCGUGUGCGAGCAAGGAGGCCUACAAACCUGACUCAGUUACACCAGCUCUGUCAGGAGGAAUGGGCUAAAAUGUACCCAACAUAUUGUGGGAAGCUUGUGGAAGGCUACCUGAAACGAUUGACCCAAGUUAAACAAUUUGAAGGCAAUGCUACCAAAUACUAAUUGAGUGUAUGUAAACUUCUGACCCACUGGGAAUGUGAUGAAAUAAAUAAAAGCUGAAAUAAAUCAUUCUCUCUACUAUUAUUCUGACAUUUCACAUUCUUAAAAUAAAAUGGUGAUCCUAACUGACCUAAGACAGGGAAUUUUUACUAGGAUUAAAUGUCAGGAAUUGUGAAAAACUGAGUUUAAAUGUAUUUGGCUAAGGAGUAUGUAAACUUCCGACUUCAACUGUAGCUAGUAGAUCAAGUUUUAUACAUUUACAUUUACAUUUACAUUUUAGUCAUUUAGCAGACGCUCUUAUCCAGAGCGACUUACAGUUAGUGAAUACAUUUUUUUACAUAUAUAUAAUUUUUUUUAUACUGGCCCCCCGUGGGAAUCGAACCCACAACCCUGGCGUUGCAAACACCAUGCUCUAUCAACUGAGCUACAUCCCUGUUAUACCAUUUGUCAGCAGUUUUAAUGUCCCUAAUGAUACCAUUUUACUAUUGAAGCAGUGAACACACUGACUUAAGAGUGGUUAAGUCUAAAUGAAUUGAAUAAUGAUAAUGGUUUUUCAUAAGUAUCAGCGCAUUACAUUGAAAAAAACACUAUAACCUGUAGACUGGCAAGACAAUUGAUAGUACCAACAUAACAUAAAGCUCACAAAACUGUUGCUUCUUUCAAGGUUGCACUAUUUUCCUGCUGUAGGUGACUGGCUCAAUUUAAGAUCCUACAUCUGUAGGAAUUGGUCAUAUUUUCCAUUGGACUGUUCCUCUGGGUUUCCACAGGAUAGAUGAAUCACAGAGUGGGAGAAGCUCUAUUCCUGAGACAACAGGAGGUAAGGUCAACCUGGGAUACACAACAGAGGGCCACUCAGGUGAGAGUCAGGGUGACAAAUACCCCUGCUCCUCAUUAGGACACAUUAUCUUCAACAUCUAAUGAGAUCAGUGAGGUAUGUUGGCAUGGAAAAUCAGAAUGGAUAGGCUAUUUUAUUUUAUCUGUGAUUUAUUUUAUUUGUUAAAAGUAUUACAGACUACUAACAGCAUUAGAGGCUAUAAUUGACUAUGAUGUAAUCACAAUGCCAUGUUCUAUGUUGGAGCCGCUGUACUAUACUUCCUCCCCUGAGCAUACAGUGUGGUACAGUGAAAUGGUCAGAAGGGAUGUCAGGUCAGGUAAACGCCUGUUUCUCACUCGACAGACGCUGGCCGCAGUGACCUCUUCGUCACUGGGGGAACCCCCAGCCAGAUGAGCUCCAUCAGCACUCACAAG